GUCAAUAGUUAUAUUUUAUAAAAUAUUCAAAUAUAGAUAAAGUCAUAUUCUAUACUAUCUAGCUUGAAUAUUCUAAUAUAUUUUAGAAUAUAUUAUGAGUAGUUCUUUAUUUUGUUUAAUAAAUAAUUAAUUAUAUAAAUUACAAUAUCUUCAUUAAGUACAUGCAUAUAUUGAAAUACAGUAUUUGUAAACGAGAAUGGCAUUCUAUGAUGUUGGUAACACUUUUGAAUAAUGUUUAACACCUAAUACCUAACGCGACGCGCUAGAAAGUACAGUAAUAAAUAAUGUUAUUUGUGUAAUUUGUAGGAGAAAAUGCAAGUGUAUAAUAAAAGAAGUCGUAGUUUUUUCAAAAGUUGAAUAUUUUGAGAUUUAUUUAUAGAUUUGGUGAAGCACGAUGAGAUAUUCUUGUACUUUAAUAUUUUGGUUAUAUUAACAUUAGUUAUUUAAGAAUUUUUAUUUUUAUUAAUUGUAUGCCGAAAAAUGAUUCCUGCAAUAAAUUUGUAAAUAUAAUUACGUUUUAAAAAAUAUGAAGUUCUAGUUAUUGGAAUAUAAGUAGUAAUAUAUAUAUGAAAUAAUACAAAUUAGCUUUUUAUAAAAUUUAUAAAAAUGAGCUUGGAAGAUGAAUGUAAUAUAGCUGCAAGGUAUCGAACUGUCCGCAAGCAUUUAGACAGCUUAGGAUACAAACAAGCACUUACAUUAGACUCACUUCCUUUGAUAGAGAAGUUGUUAGCUGAUUUGAUACAAACAACAGAAAGCUUAAAGCAUUUUAAAAGUAUUGCUCAAGAAAACAUUGAGGCACACGUUCAGUUACAAUCAACAAUUGAUCCUUAUAAAUGUGAUAAUGCAAGGCUGGUACAAGAAUGUAACCAGCUUCACUUAGAUUUGAUAAAAGAAAAGGAAUGUCAUCAAAAGCAAAUUAAAGAUCUCAAGAAGGAAGUAUAUAAAUUAGAACGUGAAUGUAAUGAUCUUCAAUUGGCAUCUUCUAGGAAUUUACAUAGAAUUAAGGAGCUUGAAGUUGAAUCUGCUAAAAAGUCAAAAAGAAUUUUGGAACUCCAAGGAAAAUGUUUAAAACCAACUGUCAGUAAUGUUGGACUAGCUUCUAAGAAACGUCCUAUUUUUCCACUUCGAAGACCCGUUAUAGAAAGUGAACCAUUACCAAAAAUAGGAACUAAAUCCAUUCCAUUACCAAACUUAAGUGUAGUGGAACCAAAAAUUGUUGAUUUGUUAAGCAUGGCUGAUCAUAAGAUGAAUUGUUUGAGUUAUGAGGUAACAAAAUUAAAGGGAGAACUCUCUUUACAAACUGACAAUGUACAAACAUUAAAAAGUCAGCUGACUACUAAGGAAAAAGAAAUUUUGCGAUUAAAGAAGAUGUUAGAAGGAGGUAGACCAUAUUUGGCUGUUUCUAAAGAUUGUGCUUGUAAAAAAGCAGACUGCAGUUAUGUUACAUCUAAUUUCGAUAGUAAUGAAUUAAAAGUUCUUCAACAAGAAAAAUUAGAAUUAGAGCAACAAUUAAAAGAAGCUUUAAAUAAACAGCAUGAUGCAAUGUCUCAAGCACUGAAACUUGCCGAUCGCAAUGAGGAAUUAGAAAAGGAAUUAAGAGAUAUAGAUCACAUUGCAUUAGCUGUAGAAGCUGAUUGUAAUUCUGCAGUUAAAGAAAACAAUAGAAGAGUUUCUAAAUUGCAGGAAAAAUUAGAGAAUGUAAUGGCACGAGUACAUGUAUUAGAAGGUGAAUUAACUAUUGAGCGUAGAGAAGUUCAAGAAUUAAGAGCAGAUUUAGAAACUUGUAAAUUAGAGAAACGUAAUAUUGAACGUACUUUGGAAUCUACAUUAGAUGAGAAAAAGCAGAUGACUGAUAGAAUAAAUGAAUUAACAAUAAUUGAAAAAAAUUUAAAUGAUGAAAUUGAAAGAUUGAUUAAGGAAAAUGAAAAACAAAGACAAGAUAUUAUUCAAUUACAAUAUAAUAAUAAAUUAUUAAAAGAAGAAAUGAAUAGAAAAAUGUUAGAUGAUAAUGGAACAAAAGGUGCUAAAGAAAAAAGACGGCAGAAUAGUUAUGAUAAAGUUACAACAAGCUAUUGAACAAUUAAGGAGAGAGCGAAAUUUCUACAAAAAUGAAUAUACAAAUAUUAUGGAUAACUAUAAUAAAGUGAUCGAAAAAGACCACGUUGAUCUAUGGUCACGAAUUCGAGAAUUAAAAUGUCAAUUAAAUGAAAAAGAAAAUGCACUAGAUGAAUUACAGCGAGAAAAGAAGGAAUUAUAUCGUGAAAAAACUAAUUUAGAAACACGUUUACAAACUUAUAAAACUGAACAUAAAAUACCUUGUCGACCUUGCAAUCUAUGCAAACGUGGUGUUGCAUGUAAUUGUUCUCCUCCAGUUACGAAAGAUCUAGGCAAAAUGAAGAUAGCAGCGGAAGCACAUACAUCUGAACAACGUCGUUUAAGAGAAAAUUUGACCGAUGUUGAAACACGAUUAAAACAAAUAGAAAAGGAACGGCAAGAACUUUUACAUAAACAAGGAGCACGAAGAGCUACCAUAAAUGGACUUGAAGAUCAAUUACAAGAUUUGCAAGAAGAAUUAAGACGAACUAAACAAGAAUUAGGAACUCAACGGACACAAUAUUUUCAACUUCGAGCUCUACAAGAUCAAACUGAUCAGGCUUUGACAGAUGCUCAGAAUCAAUUAACACACUCAGAAUCAGAAUUAAAUAAAGCAUUGGAUCAUAAUCGGACGGUGGAGCGGCAGCAGUUACAGCUUGAAAAUCAAAUAGAAGAAUUACAACAAGAAAUUACUAAUCUUAAAGCAAAUAUGACGCAUCUGGAUCAUGAAAAGGAUCAAUUAUUGAUGGUAUUGGACGAGAAGACAGAAAGAAUAGCUACUCUAGAAAAAGAAAUUAUAAUGAAAGAACAACAACUAAUAGGAAGGGAGCAACAGAUUCGUGACCUACAACACAAAAAUGAGUAAGUAAUAUAUAAGUAAUUUUAUAAGUAUAUAUUUAUAAAAUUAAUACAUUCUAGAAAGUUAGUUUUUCAAAAACCUAAUUAUUACAUUAUAUAGCACUAUAAAUUGUAUAUAUUUACAAAACAUUGGCAGUGAAAGUGAUGUUUAAAUAUUAAAUUUGAUAAAAAUAUUUUCAUAUAUAUUUAUAAUAUAUUUAUAAUAGAGAAAUAUUAAAUAGUUGA
Molecule: messenger RNA, 3177 nt
Organism: Heterotrigona itama
Lineage: Eukaryota; Metazoa; Arthropoda; Insecta; Hymenoptera; Apidae
Source: the annotation of a GenBank genome assembly